This is a messenger RNA of Xenopus laevis (African clawed frog), 9938 nucleotides long. It is a transcript of the gene tnxb.S, whose product is annotated as tenascin XB S homeolog. The record is from RefSeq and is a predicted model, not a curated record. The coding region runs from base 463 to 9237 and encodes 2924 amino acids. The transcript is spliced from 25 exons. Lineage: Eukaryota; Metazoa; Chordata; Amphibia; Anura; Pipidae.
AAAUGAGAGUGGGGUGGAAGAUGAAUUCAUAUCAUUACAGAUGUAUAUCUGCAUUUUACUAUGACAUCAUGAUUUGGACACAUUUCUCCCUCCCUUUUCUCUGUUUCACUCUCUCCAUCUGCCAGUUACCCCAGAGCAGCUCAGAGGAAGAGGAGACAGGCUGAGACUGGGCAGAAACUCACAGAGAAAAGGAGGAAGAGCAACGAGUUUGAAGUCUUGUGAAUUGGGUUGAUGGCUAAGAAUGACUGAAAGAGUUAAAGGGCAAGGAAAGGCUGAGUCAAGGAAUAAAGUACAAAUUGCUUGAAAGUGAGGCGGGCUCAUCCUUUAGCAACAAAAAAGAAAUACAGCAUAGACCGAGGGAGGAAAUAACCACAAAGAAAUUAAAGGGAGAGACCACACUGGAGCUGUCUUUAAGCAGCAAUCCCUAAUUCUUCACUGAAGGGGGAUUCUGCUGCCUUUAUCAUGCCUUCUUUCCUGCCCCUGCUCUUCCUCAUUUUGUUUUUCAAGGGUUGUGUGGCCCCUCCAUCCACAUCGGCUCCGUGUCCAGAUGCAGGAGGGGUGCGAGCUCUACUCAAACGCCUGGAAAUUUUAGAAAAGUUGGUUCAGGACUUAAAAGGACAGUGUACACCCCCGUGUUGUGCAAAUGUGCAGACUGGAGCUGAUGACCCUGCCAGUCAUAAAUCUCCCACAUGUCUACAGUCCAUUGAAUCUUGCCCUGGGGGAUGUGGAGGGGAAGAACAAGGAAUCUGCAUUGAUGGACAGUGUCAGUGCAAAGAUGGAUACAUGGGAGAAAACUGCCAGCUGAAAACCUGUCCUGAAGAUUGUAAUGACCAAGGUCGAUGCAAAGAUGGUCAAUGCUCCUGCUUUCCUGGAUACUUUGGAGUUGAUUGUGGCUCAAAAUCCUGUCCUAAUAAUUGUCAAAAUCAUGGACGUUGUGAAAAAGGAGUUUGUAUUUGUGACUCUGGUUAUACUGGAGUUGACUGUACGUCCAGAACCUGCCCCAAAAACUGUUUCAAUAGAGGUCGAUGUAAAGAUGGAGUUUGUAUGUGUGAUCCUGAUUUUACUGGUGUAGACUGUGGCAUUAAAACUUGCCUCAAUGACUGUGAAGACCAUGGUCGUUGUGACGAUGGAGUGUGUGUAUGUGAUCCUGGAUUCACUGGAGUAGAUUGUAGUUCCAGAACUUGCCUUAAUGACUGUCACAAUCAUGGCAGAUGUGAAGACGGAGUGUGUGUUUGUGAUUCUGGGUUUUCUGGACCAGAUUGUGGGUUUAUGAGCUGCCCAGAAGAUUGCAACGAGCAGGGCAGCUGUGUGUCAGGAGUUUGUAUAUGUGAGAGUGGUUUUAUUGGACCAGAUUGUGGAACUAGGGUCUGUUCUCCCGAAUGUGAGAGGCGUGGGCGCUGUGAGGAUGGUGAGUGCAUCUGUAACCCUGGAUUUACUGGGCCAGACUGUGAUAUAAAAACUUGCCCCAAUGACUGUCACAAACAAGGAAUGUGUGUUGAUGGGAUAUGUGUUUGUGAUUCUGGAUAUACAGGAUUAGAUUGCCAGUUUAAAAAUUGCCCUAAUAAAUGCCACAACCAUGGUAGGUGUGAAGAUGGAAUCUGCAUUUGUAAUUCGGGAUAUUCUGGGUCAGAUUGUGGAUCAAAAACGUGUCCAAAGAACUGCAGUGGAAAUGGCCAGUGUGUAAAGGGCAAGUGUGUUUGUGAUCCCGGAUUUAUCGGGCCAGUUUGUGGAACCCGAGCCUGUCCGUCUGGGUGUAGCAAUCAUGGACGCUGUGUAAGAGGGAUCUGUGUCUGCUCUCCAGGGUACACUGGGGUGGAUUGUGCAUCCAGGCUAUGCCCCAAAAACUGCCAUAACCAGGGCAGGUGUGAAAAUGGAGUCUGUAUAUGUGAUCCUGAAUAUACAGGCCUUGAUUGUGGAUCUAGGACUUGCCCCAACAACUGCCACAGUAAGGGGCAAUGUGAUAAUGGUGUAUGUAUUUGUGAUCUGGGAUACACUGGCCCUGAUUGUGCUACAAAAUCCUGCUUUAAUGACUGCCACCAUAGGGGCAGGUGUGUAGAUGGUGUGUGUAUUUGUGAGGUUGGAUAUACAGGUCUGGAUUGUGAUACACUAAGCUGCCCUGAAGAUUGCCACAACAGGGGUCAGUGUGAAAAUGGAGUCUGUGUCUGUGAUUUUGGCUUUACUGGGCUAGAUUGUGGUUCAAGGAGUUGUCCCAAUAAUUGUAAUUACCAUGGUCAGUGUGAAGAUGGAGAGUGCAUUUGUGAUUCUGAAUAUACUGGUCAUGAUUGUGGCUCAAAAAUGUGUCCUAAUAACUGUCAAAAUCAUGGCAGCUGUGAUAAUGGGAAGUGCAUCUGCGAUUCUGGAUAUGCUGGUAUAGACUGUGGAUUGAGAACCUGCCCAAAUGACUGCCACAACCGGGGACAGUGUGUAGAUGGAGUCUGCAUUUGUAACUCUGGAUACACCGAUCUAGACUGUGGUUUGAAAACCUGUCCAUAUGACUGCCAUAACAGAGGUCAAUGUGUAAAUGGUAUAUGUAUAUGCGAUUCUGGAUACAGUGGUCUAGAUUGUGGUUCUGCAUCAUGCCCAAAUAAUUGUCAGAAUCAUGGAAAAUGUGACAAUGGAGAGUGUGUUUGUGAUUCGGGGUAUACUGGUGUGGACUGUGGGGCUAAAGCCUGCCCAGAAAACUGUCAUAUACAUGGUCGAUGUGAGCAAGGGAUCUGUAUAUGUCAGACAGGAUAUACAGGCUUGGAUUGUACAUCUAAAUCCUGUCCAAAGAACUGUAGCGGCAAUGGGCAGUGUUUAAAUGGAAAAUGUACCUGUGACUUGGGAUUUGCUGGACCUGUUUGUGGGAGCAGAAGUUGCCCAGGGAACUGUGGCGGACGAGGAAAAUGCAUCAAUGGGGUCUGUGUAUGCAAAAAGGGAUAUGAAGGAGCUGACUGCAGCAUGGUUGUCACAGAACUUGUAGCAGUUACUGGUCUACGUGUAACAUCUGUGGAAGAAUCUUCAGUAACCAUUGAGUGGGGCCUCCCACAGACUCCUCCAGAUUUAUAUGCCAUAUCAUUUAAAGCAAAGAAGGAGAAUGGCUUAUUAAACAACACAGUGGAUGGCUCUGUCACGUCAUUUGUUCAGACUGGUCUGGCCUCAGGAGAGGAGUACUUUGUGUCUAUACAACCCCAGAAGGGGCAAACUGUUGGGCCUGAUACCACUGUAACUGUGACUACAAGCAUCGAGACUCCACGUGGACUCCGAGUGACAGAAAUCACCACCACUUCUUUCCUUUUAAGAUGGGAACGAUCCCAGUCUUUCCCUGACCGGUACAUAGUGACACUAGUGUCCCCAAGCGGGAAAGAAAGAAAGAUGAAAGUCCCUGGAAAGGGUGAUAGGGUGAGGGUUACAGGACUGGAAGAGGGGACAAUUUACAAAGUGAUACUGAAAGCAGAGAAGGGACAGGAGCAAAGCAAAGGGAUGGAGACCAUUGCAAACACAGCUAUUGACAGGGAGCGAAAAAAUAUAGAUGAUGAAGAGGCCCACAAGAAGAAAGGGACGGUAGUGACCCCCCAACGUGGUGGUCAACUUGAAAAGCCGCGAUUUUCAGAAGAUCGUUACAGUCCUGAAACAACUGGGCAAGUUCAUACAGUAGGAGGAGAAGGGAGUUCAAAGACAAGGGACAUAACAGAAUAUAUUGUUGAAGACGGAACACAAAAGGGCAUGGUAAACACCACAAGAAGGACUAUCCAGACCACCAUUAUUACUACAUACCAUAUUCAGAAUCAAAAGGAAGGAGGUGUAGUGGAUAUAUUUAAUGAUACUAAGGAUAGUGAAUAUUCACAACAAAUGACAAAACAUCUAACAGAUAGGGAAAAAAUAAACAGUGAAGUGGAAGAGGGUGGUGUGGGUAAGAUUACAGAAGAAACUGAUAUAAAAAAGCCUCAGAUUAAAAAGAAAGUGCAAACGUGGAUCACCAGAAGAAAAAUUAUAGAUGCGUCUUCUGGAGAGAAACCUUCACACCAUGUGACACGGGAGAGCAACAUAACAUCAAUUCAGUUGGCAACUGGACAACCUGGUUUCUCUCACACUGAGCCCAUGAAGAAAAUACCAAGUGAGCAAUUUGUAGAGGAUGUGACUGGAAUCCAAGUUAAUCUAGGGAAUACAGAGUCAAAAAAGAUUUCCCAUGAAACAUUACCUUUGACUAUAAAUAAGAAACAGUUGGAAAAGCUAAAGAAUGAGAGAGAACCAGGCAGUGCAACAGACAGUAGAUAUGAUAGGAGUGAAUCUCAAGAAAAAAGUGACCUAUCAACAAAAGUACAAACAGAGGGCAGGAACUCUAGAAAUGAUAAUAUAGGGUGGGAGGAAGAAAAAUUAUUUAAUCGCUCAGUGGAAGAGAAAAGUGUUAAAGAAAAGCCAGAGACAGGCGUAAGAGGUCAGAAACAGAAUAAGAAAGAAAAGGCAUAUUCUGGAGAUUUACACAUAAAGGCUGUAAUUGAGAACUUACCUUCAAAACUAUCAGUUUACAAUGGGACCUUUAUACAACGUCUCCAAAGUUACCUGCGUUCAACUUCUUAUCCACUAAGAUCUAAUCAGACAGUGGAAUCUGUGGCUAGAGCCAUCUUCCUUUACUUAGUGAAGUACAAACCUCAUAGUUUCACAGGAAUGGUAUAUGAUCGUCUUCCACAAAAGGCACCAGAUGCACCAGAAGACAUAGAACCUUUUGGAGCAAGUAGAAUUCGGGGUAAUACUGGGAUUGUUAUGGUGGGUAAUAAAUCAGAUCAAACAAAAGAGGUGGAAGUUGGAAAACCAAAGGAUAGACCUGUAACAGUGGAAGGAUCGCAGAGAAAUGUAGACACUCCGGCUAUAAGUGAAUACAGUUCUUCAUCAGAUCUUCAUAAAGUUAACAUGAAAGUCCUGAAAGAGAUUCCUGUCUCAAAAGAAGAGGAAAAGUUAAUAAGUGAGAGGGACACCUUACAACUUUUUCCUCUAAAAACUCAGUUAAAUAAAACAUACUCUGAAAAAAGUUCUGAUACUUUAAAAAGGACAACAGUACCAGGUAAUCAAAAGGUAUGGCGUGUGGGUGAAAAGGGUAAGAAAUUAACUGGGAAAAAUGAGAAAGAAGGAUUGAAAACGACUACAUUGUCCCCAAAGACUAGGGAAUAUGAAAUAUCUCCUAGUGUAGAUACGCUGAACACACCCACUCAAAGCUCAAAAGACAAUAGAGCACCUGGUGUAUUUUUGGAAGAAGACUUUCUGAAAGCCAAAAUGACUCAUAAGGACAAUGAGGACGUACAGGUUGAAACUACAACUACAACUCAAUCUACGGAUCUAGACAUUAGGACUUCUUUGAAAAAGAAUAUUUUAGUGACUCAACAAGAUUACAAAAGUAAAACUGAACAAAAAGAAUUGACUAAUGACAAAGAAAUGACAACCAAAAAGCAACUGCACUACAGUAAAAAAAUUCUGCCAAAACAACCAAGACCAGAGAACAUGAGAUCUGAAAUAAAGGAGAAGGAGAUAGAAAAUGAACGCCAGAUAGAUCAAGAAUAUUCAAGAAGUAAGAUUCCUGAUGACAAAGUGUCUCUACUGCAAGUGAGAGAGGGGGAGGGAAAAGAAAAUAAAGAAAAAACAUCAAUAUUAAACCCAACACUUGCUUCUGCUGGUCCCUCAACACAUCCUACACCAGUAAAAAUUUCUGGUCCUGGCAUUUAUGGCAGACCAGCUAUUCUACAGAGUACUUCCACCAGUCUUGUUGUAUCCCUAGAUGGUCUUGGGGUUCUAUUUGACAAGGUGAUGAUUCAUUAUCGUCCAUUUCAAACAAUCAUGACUGAUAUUCCACACCAACUGGAGGUUGGUAAAGAAGUUGGAAAAGUGGUGAUCAGGAAUCUAGAACCAGGGACCACCUACCGCCUUGACAUUCAUGGAAUAUUGAGGGGGCAGUCUUCCAAGUCCUACACAUUGGUAGCUGACACAGCUCAAAGUCCAACAAUUUCGCCCACUGAGGUGACCACAAAGCCAACAAUUUCCCAAAAAGAGGCCAUUAUAACUACUACGAUUCCUCCAGUAUCACGGCCCCGUGUACCAUCUCAAAUGGGAGCACUGCAAGUGGGAAAUGUGACAAGUGAAAGUAUCACAUUAGUUUGGAAGGCCAAGAUUGGGGUGUAUGAUUCUUUCUUAGUGCGCUACGAGGAGGUAACUGAAGGUGGCAGUCCACAAGAAAUAUCUGUUCCAGGAGAUCAACGAAAGGUGACUUUAAGAGGACUGACUCAAGAUACCAGAUAUGCAGUAUUGCUCUAUGGCAAAAGGGGAGAAAAGUUGUCAUGGCCUUUGAAAGAAGAAGUAACAACAGAAUCUCUCCCUGAGAGAAGCACACCGCCUCGCCUCUCUCCCCUGUUGGUAUCUGAAGUCCGCACAAACUCUGCACUUCUAUCAUGGGAAACUCUAGAUGGUGAUUUUGAUGCAUACAUAUUGCGGUAUGGACCCCCUGAGGGCCCCAUGCAAGAGGAAACCCUAAGAGGAGACCAGACAUCUUUCCUUAUUGAUGGAUUGGUUGCAGCAGUUAAUUACUCAGUUGAGCUACUUGGCAUUUGGGGAGAGCGUUACUCUGAGCCUCAGGUUACAAAUUUGCUCACAGAAAAACCACAACCUCCCCGCAUAGAGUCCCUCACUCUGUCCAAUGUGCGCAGUGAUUCUAUACUUCUCUCUUGGGAUGUCCAGGGUGGAGACUUUGAUUCCUUUCUGCUUUUGUACCGUGAUGGAGAAGGAAAACCACAGGAAAUAACUCUAGAUAAAGAUUUGCGUUCUUUCACUGUCAAGGACUUGAAGCCUGGGAAAAAGUAUAAAUUUGUCUUGUAUGGCAUGUCAGGGGAGAAGAGAAGCAAACCAGUGUCAGCAGAGGGGAGCACAGAAAAGCUCCAACCACCACAACUAGAGUCUCUGUCUGUGUCUGAUGUCCUCAGUGACUCUGUGCGACUUUCGUGGGUGGUUCGGGGGGGUAAAUUCGACUCAUUUCUUCUAAAUUAUCGGGAUGCUGAGGGCAAACCCAAGGAGGUUGCUUUGGAAGGGGAACAGCACAGUGUCCCAGUCGGCGAACUGAAGCCUGGAAAGAAAUAUAAAUUUGUCCUGUACGGGAUUUCAGGAGGAAAAAAAAGCAAAGCAGCGAUAGCAGAGACCGCCACAAAACCACGUGAGAAAUUAGUGCCCUCUUCUCCUGCAACUCCCACUAUUCCUCGUCUGGUUGACCUGCAAGCCAAUGAAAUAGGGAAAGAUUCAGUAAAUUUGUCAUGGAAAGUGGAGGGUGAGUCUUCUUUUGAUUGGAUUGUGGUACAGUAUGGGGAGCCUGAUGGUGGAGUGCGAGAGCAGCAGGUUCAAGGAGCGGACACAAGCACCACAGUCACAGGACUGCAACCAUCCAGGCGAUACAAGUUCAAUCUAUAUGGCAUCAAAGGGGAGAGACGAAGCAAACCUUUAUCCACUGAGAUUGAAACAGGUUCCCUGGAGGCCAUUGGUCAACCUUCCUCUUUCCUGUAUGAUAUGUAUGUUUCUCCACGUGGCCCUCAUUCCAUAUUACUUUCUUGGGAAGCACCAGAAGACUUUGACUUAUUUGUUAUUCGUUAUGGCAUUGAGGGUCAUGAGAAGCCUCAGAAGGAGGUAUCUGUAGAUAAAACUGAGCGUACUCUCUUACUUGCUGACCUCCAGCCUGACACCCUUUAUAAAGUAUUACUAUAUGGAAUUAAAGAGGGAAAGGAGCAGAGCAGUCUGGAAGCCACUGGACGUACAGGAUCUUUGGAUCUGGAACCCCCUCAAAAUUUGAGAUUUAAUGAUGUAGAAGAGACAUCUUUGACUAUCACUUGGGAUCCCCCCAACCCUGAAACCACCACAUUCAAAGUAUCAUAUCAGCUUGCAAAAGGGGGAGAACCUGAAAGUGUCAACGUAGUUGGAGACAGCAAAUCUCUUAAGGGACUAAACGCUGGAACACAUUAUGAAGUUACUGUGGUAUCUGUACGGGGGUUUGAGGAAAGUCAGCCUCUGACUGGCUACAUCACUACAGUUGGAGGUGGUCCACGUUCUCUGCAUGCCCUUGAUGUGACUGAAGAAUCAGCACUUUUACGCUGGGAACCAGUAAUAGGAUCUGUGGACAGAUAUUUAGUAACAUACAGGGCAGAAAAUGUGCUUUCAGUAACGCUCGAAGUUCCAGGUGAUCAGACUGAGCUUCCUUUAUCUGGUUUGAACCCACACACUGAAUACUAUGCAAGUGUGCAAAGCAUCCAUGGAUCCAAGCUAAGCUCACCAACAUCUACCUCUUUCACUACUAGUGCUGAUACUCCACGGGAGCUCCGUGCCAGUAAGAUUACAGCUCAAAGUGCCCUGAUGACGUGGGAACCACCACAGGCUGUUCCUGAUGCGUAUCGACUUAUAUAUCAAACACAAGAUGGUGAAAUAAAGGAGUUCAUUUUACCAGCUAAUUUGUCCUCUUUUACCCUGAGUCAUCUCACACCUUCCACCCCAUACAAAGUUCAACUUCAUGCCUUACGUGGUGCUUCCAGUUCUGCACCCAUUUCAACCUCCUUCACUACAGUUCGAAUUAGAUUUCCCUUCCCCCGGGACUGCUGGGAAAAGCAGAUGAAUGGAGAAGUGCAGAGUGGUCUGUUCACAAUAUAUUUGGGAGGAUCAAAAGAUGAUCCAUUGCUGGUGUACUGUGACAUGGAGUCUGAUGGCGGUGGCUGGAUAGUUUUUCAGAGGAGAAUGGAUGGAAAAACUAAUUUUUGGAGAGAGUGGAAUGCAUAUAAGGAGGGCUUUGGUAAUCUUACUUCAGAGUUCUGGUUGGGUAACACUGCUCUGCAUCGUCUCUCAUCUUUGGCACCAUAUGAAUUACGUGUAGACCUCCGGGCAGGAGCCGAUUCUGCCUAUGCUGUGUAUGAAGAUUUUCGUGUUGAGGCUGAAGACAGACACUUUAGGCUGCGAAUAGGAGAAUAUAGAGGAACUGCAGGGGACUCUUUGAGCUAUCACAACAAUAUGAUUUUUUCUACACGGGACCGAAAUACCCAGAAAAGAAUAUUACCGUGUGCCAUUUCAUAUCGUGGAGCUUGGUGGUAUAAAAACUGCCACUUUGCCAAUCUUAAUGGGAUAUAUGGCAACAACAAGGACCAUCAAGGUGUGAACUGGCACACAUGGAAAGGCUUUGAAUUCUCUAUUCCAUUCACUGAGAUGAAGAUGCGGCCACAGAGAGCAGGCAACUGGCGGCGUCUUUGAAGCUCUGACAGUCUGGAACCACUAAACUAAAAACUGGAAGCAAUGUGGCACCUUUGCAAACCUUACCCAUGAGUCCUUUCUGCUAGGCCCAUGCAAUGAAAAAUAAGACUACAAAACUGUAUCUAGUUGUAAUGGGUUUUAACUCCAGAACCAAACAUGAGGAAUAUAUUCCAAAAGUGACAAUCUAGAAACACUGACCUUUAGAACUGGAGUAUAGAACCCAAGUAAUGGAAACAGAAAUGACCUAGAAAUGAAAAUCAGAAACAACAGCGGAGUACAGGCAAUAUACAUGGUCUAUAUACAUAUAAAAAUGCAACGCAGCUGAAAUCUAGCAGCUCCAGGUUUUAUAAAUCUAAAACCAGAAGCUAUAAUGAAUUAAUAUAAUAUAGUGUAAAUCUAGCAGCUAUCUGGAAAAUACAAAAAACAAUCUUCAAAGAUUCUACCAGGGAGGAGUGCACCCUCAAAGGGUAAGGCAGAGUAAAAGGUGUGUCACAGCCAUAAAAUGGGGAGGGGGAUUGGGGGCGAUGUGAUGGAGCCUCAUUCCCUCCACCCACUAUAUAAAUAUAAAUAUAUAUAUAUAGCAAACGGAUACACAGUCUAUUUUUAUAAAAGCACAGUAUGAAGAGGGAAUGGAUGGGAGGGGUAAAAAGAUGGAGGAUUUGUGUUCUGUAAACUGCUUCUAAUAAAUCGAUGGGAUAUCA